GUUCAUCACUGAUGGGUUCAUCAGCUCCACCGGCAACAGUGGCACGUGGGUGUGGGAUUAUCCCAAAGGAUUUCCUUGGGUUAAACUUAGGAAUCUGGAAGGUUUUGCUGAGAAUCUGCUAGCUGGGGGAAGCUCUCCUCUGCUGCAGUGCUGAGCUCUGCCGAGCUUACCUCAGCUGGCGGGGGGUGUCCUUUGAGCCUGAAGCUUGGCACAGUGCUAAAAACCCCCAUGAGCUGGAGAGGGGAAGGGACCUCUGCAUGACAGGUGGCAAACGUGCCACCCGCCAUCCCAGUCCCCAGGGGAAUGGGGAUCAGGUCAAAGCAUCCCCAAAGCCUCUGGAACCACGGGAGCAGCUCAGACAGUGCAGAGGCGGGUCAGAGGCUGCACGGCGAGAACCAUCCCACACAAGCAGGGCAGCUUCUGCCCUCAGAGCCACCUUUUGCUCCCACCAGCCCAGCUCAGCACGCCCCAGUUGAGCUCAGGCGAUGGGCACGGGGCGGGUGCCUCCCACCCUGGGACUGCUGGCAGGUGCCGCCAACCCCUGCUCCCCCAGGUACUUGUCAUGGCCAGCUGCGAUGUGGAUGUUACUCAACGCCUCCAUCCUCCUUCCAGAAAACAAGAUGCUGAGGGGUGGGUGGGUGUGACUGGCUGGGGACUCCUCGCUGGGGAGGUCAACCCACCCCUCUUUCUGAUAUCAGCAGGGGAUGAGAAGCGGACAAACCCUCUGAGAGCAACUGAGCUGGUGGAAGAGCCCAAGAUGGACCCUCCUGGGUCCCCUGCAUCCAGCAGGCAGGAGCAGAGGGACACAUAAACAAACACAUAAAUAGCAGGUGGCUUUCCCAAGACUCAUUUAUCAAGGAACAAAGUUAGUUGUGGGUAUAAGGAGUCUCAUGCAUACCUUUCCCAUCACACAUAACUUGACUAUGAGCCAACCGCUUUAUUCCGUAAAUAUGACGGCCUGAGUGAGUUUUCCGAGCUCUCCCUGCUAGGCAGCGUGGCUGCACGGCGGUGAUCUCCCCUCCAGCUGGGACACCUCUCGAGGUUGCUCCUCGAGGCGGGGAGACCUUUCACCAACAGCAGAUCUUUGGUAAGCGACUGGUAUCAUGCAUAACCUCGUAUUAUGGCAACUCUGAUUUGUGCCUUGGUAACUUUGAUUUUGUCCUGGUAGUCCUGAAUCAUUGUCCAAAUGAUUGUGUAGUAGAUUAACAGCCUGAACCCUUGCCAUCGCGCUUUUAGGAUAUCAUGCUAAAACCACUUUUGCUGAACAUUUGUCACCGUUCUUUAAGCAAUCUGAAUCACCCAUGUGCAACGCUGUGUCACAGGAGCUGCAUGGCCAGCCCGGGGUACACCCUGCCCCCCAAACCAGAGACCCCCAACCUACUGCGAAAGGGCAGCCCCGGUGCCCAGGGAGGGGGCAAAGGAGGUGACCCACAACCCUGGCAGCGGGCUGAGGAUGUGGGCAGCAGGCCAGGGCCGAGGCCCUGUGGGGAGCGCUAGGCCCAGAGACCUGUGCAGAUCGCUCCUUUCCCGCCGUGAAGGGCGGGAGCCCCGGGGCUGCUCUCCCAGAGCUGCGGGUCCCACCAGGGCACGGUACGGGUUGGUCGAGAAGCGGCCGCUGCUCCAGCGGUACCAAACCGGACCCGCUGACCGCCAUGACACCACCCUACCAGCCCCCACAAGGCGGAUUUAAAUGGCAUCUCGUCCCACCAAUCACCAUCCGUCUCGGACGGUCCGACCCGCCUCCGCCCCAAGUCCACCCUUCGAUUGGUCGCCGGGGCUGAAUUUUAAACCCUGCCGCCCUGCCCCCUAGCAACCGCAUCCCUACCCGCUCGCCGAUUGGCCGCCGCCUGGGACCGCCCCGUGCUCUGAUUGGACGACUCUCGGCCAGUGCUGGCCGGCCGCUACCGAACUGCUACUUUCAAAAGAGCCGGGGCCGGCUGCGGGGUGGCGGUGCAGCUUGCUUGUAGAGGCCAAGGGAGAGAAUGCCAUUGCCACGCAACGCCAAGAUGCUGAGCACCAAGCAGCCCCGAGCAGGCAAGGUGGGCCCUGCUGCACAGAAUGCCAACUCUGAGAAGGAGGAGAGCUGUCAGGCCAAGAGGUCUCCAUCCUCACCCCAGGGUGGGCCCAAGAAGAGGUCAGCAUUUGGGGACAUCACCAAUGCUCACAAGAACCAGGUGGUGGCAGGGAAGAAGGAGGCAGUGAAAGUGGCACCACACAAAGUACAGAGGGCCCAUGCUUCCCUGGGGGUGGCCAAGAACAAUGAGAUCAACCUGAAAAAGUCAAUGAAGAAAACUCCCCCAACAGAGGCUCCUGCAGAGCCCAAGGAGGAUCCUGUGCCAGAGGAACCGGUGCCUGCGCAGGUACCAGCAGUAGAGGACAUAGACAAGGAGCAGCUGGGUGACCCCUACGCCAAUGCAGAGUAUGCCAAGGAGAUCUUCGAAUACAUGCAGGGAAGAGAGGAGAAAUUCAUGCUCCCUGACUACAUGGAGAAGCAGCCAGACAUAAGUGGACACAUGCGUGCCAUCCUAGUGGACUGGAUGGUGGAGGUGCAGGAGAACUUUGAGCUGAACCACGAGACGCUGUACCUGGCUGUGAAGCUGGUGGACCACUACCUGGUGGAGGUGGUGAGCAUGAGGGACAAGCUGCAGCUCAUCGGCUCCACUGCUAUCCUCAUUGCCUCCAAAUUUGAGGAACGAUGCCCGCCAUGUGUGGAUGACUUCCUCUACAUCUGCGAUGAUGCCUACAAGCGGGAAGAGCUCAUUGCUAUGGAGAUGAGCAUCCUCAGCACCCUCAAGUUCGACAUCAACAUCCCCAUCCCCUACCGGUUCCUGCGACGCUUUGCCAAGUGUGCCCACGCCACCAUGGAGACGCUGACGCUGGCCCGUUUCCUCUGCGAGAUGACCCUGCAAGAGUACGACUAUGCUAGGGAGAGCCCCUCCAAACUGGCUGCCAGCUGCCUGCUGCUGGCCCUCACCAUGAAGAACCUUGGUGGCUGGACCCCUACGCUAGAGUACUACAGCGGGUACCGCUCCCAGGACCUGCAUCCUCUGGUGAAGAGGCUGAAUUUCCUGCUCACAUACCAGCCCCACGACAAGCUGAAGGCUGUGCGCACCAAGUACUCACACAAGGUCUUCUUUGAGGUUGCAAAAGUCACGCCCAUGGACAUGCUCAAGCUGGAUGAGAUACUGAAGAACUGCUAGCCCUGUCUUUGUAAAUAGCCUGUAAAUAGCUGGGUGCUCUCUGGCGGGGGAGCACCAUGUACAUAAAUAAUAGUAAUUUUAACUGGAGGGGAGGGGGGAAAAAAGUCAUGUGGAGCUGUCAAUAAAAUGUUGUUUGUCUUAUGGGCUGGUGGUGGCUGUUGGGACAGGGGUAGAGGAUGGUGAUGGAGAUGAUGCUGAGCCCCUGAGCUGUGGUUUCCCCUUGCUGGGUUGGGGCAGAGGGGGG
Grus americana (Whooping crane) is the source of this 3444-nucleotide messenger RNA. RefSeq names its product cyclin B3 (gene CCNB3). Gene Ontology annotation, cellular component: nucleus; centrosome; cyclin-dependent protein kinase holoenzyme complex. NCBI's taxonomy places the organism in Eukaryota, Metazoa, Chordata, Aves, Gruiformes, Gruidae. Bases 1983 to 3200 code for a protein of 405 amino acids. The record is from RefSeq and is a predicted model, not a curated record. Gene Ontology annotation, biological process: regulation of cyclin-dependent protein serine/threonine kinase activity; mitotic cell cycle phase transition. Gene Ontology annotation, molecular function: cyclin-dependent protein serine/threonine kinase regulator activity. The transcript has 12 exons.